Nerophis ophidion (straightnose pipefish) is the source of this 580-nucleotide messenger RNA. RefSeq names its product dynein light chain roadblock-type 2-like. Gene Ontology annotation, cellular component: cytoplasm; centrosome; cytoplasmic dynein complex. Gene Ontology annotation, biological process: microtubule-based movement. The record is from RefSeq and is a predicted model, not a curated record. The transcript has 4 exons. Bases 261 to 551 code for a protein of 96 amino acids. Lineage: Eukaryota; Metazoa; Chordata; Actinopteri; Syngnathiformes; Syngnathidae. Gene Ontology annotation, molecular function: dynein intermediate chain binding.
GCUUUAAUGGACUCACCUGUUAAAAUGGUCGACCACGCUGAGUAAAACCAACGGGUGAACGACCACAUUUUCUACCGCUAACUCCGGCAUUUUUUGCUGUUCAGAAGGACGGCGCACGAUCCAACUCCAAACGACGACUGCGCCUGCGCCGAACUUUUCGCAUCCGUCGGACGUCACUUCCGUAUACGCCAGACGUCACUUCCCGUUUCCAUUGGUAACGCUGGGGACGCGGAGAGAGGCGCUUUGGCAGAACUCAUAAUAUGGCGGAAGUUGAGGAAAUUCUCGAGAGGAUCGAAGCCCAUGCGAGUGUGAGUGGAACAAUCGUCGCCAAUGCAGAAGGUAUUCCAGUCCGCACGACGUUUGAGAACUCCAAAGCGGCAAAGUACGCGGGACACCUCCGCCACCUGACGGUGUUGGCCAGGAGCACGGUGCGAGACAUUGACCCUCAGAAUGAUCUCACUGUCCUCCGCAUUGGCACCAAGAACCAAGAGAUCAUGAUCGCACCAGAGAGUGACUCCCUGGUGAUCGUCCUUCAGAGAUGCGAGACAUAAGUAAAGUGAUAUAAUACCAGCGACAUCUA